Wasmannia auropunctata (little fire ant) is the source of this 3650-nucleotide messenger RNA. It is a transcript of the gene not, whose product is annotated as ubiquitin carboxyl-terminal hydrolase 22. Lineage: Eukaryota; Metazoa; Arthropoda; Insecta; Hymenoptera; Formicidae. The record is from RefSeq and is a predicted model, not a curated record. Gene Ontology annotation, molecular function: zinc ion binding; cysteine-type deubiquitinase activity. The transcript has 7 exons. Bases 500 to 2005 code for a protein of 501 amino acids. Gene Ontology annotation, biological process: protein deubiquitination.
AAGCGGGAGCAUAACUCAUAAGGCGUGCAGGGUGCCGUACGUCGGACGUUGAUGGUCGCGCCACGCCGCGUCGUGUCACACCACUCCCCCUCCCAUCCCUAACGCUCUCGCCAUUGCUCGCUGCGUUUCUCGCUCUCUCUCAUUCUGCCGCGGUUGACAGCGGUCCAUCCGAUCGACCGAUCACGUUCUCGCACGCGACCGGAAGGAGGAAGCCCACCCUUGCUUACGCUCUUAUUUCCCCAAGGCCCACUCUUUUUUCCAUGUCAACGACACGCGCGUUCCUGCCAAGGCCAGCAGCGAGUAGUUACGCUUCCCACGUCGUUGCCGUCGUCGUUCUCGAGAAAUCAUUGUCGUGCACGUCGCGUUUGCGCCACUGGGGAAUCUCGACAAGGGCCGCCGACGGCAUCGAGCUGAUCGAGCGUCGGGAGUCGCGAAGGAGGAGAAGGAGGAGGACGACGUCGUGCGGUCGGAUCGGCGGCGUCGCUCCUGCCAGCCUGAGAUGAGCGACCAUGGCUGCAUACAUUUGAAUAAUUUUAAAGCAGCUAAAGGUAUCCAGCCGUACAAAGUGAUACACUCAUUUUUCGUGACCAGUACAUCGACUGAGGCACGCGUCAGGAAGGCUGUGAGCUGUUUAUGUCACACAUGUAAAACUUACAAAGAUCGCCUACAUUCUUGUCUUCAUUGUAUAUUUUUUGGCUGCUAUGUAAAGGGUCACAUACAAGAGCAUGCGAAAACGAAGAAGCAUUUUCUAGCCAUUGAUCUGUGUUACGGGAAUAUCCUGUGCUUCCAAUGCGGCGACUAUGUAUACGAUAGAGAGUUGUUAAAAGUGGCAAAAGCGCAAUGGAGCGAGUUGGCAAAAUCCUUGAGCUUCGGGGAAUUCUAUCGGGCAUGGGAACCCACGCAGACAGAGGCGGAGUUGCUGAGAACUCAUCCGCGCCGAAGACGCGUCGUAGAAAAUUCCACUAUAGGUUUAAGGGGACUGAUCAAUCUCGGAAAUACCUGUUUCGUAAACUGCAUUGUACAAGCACUGAUUCACACUCCACUGUUACGAGACUAUUUCCUUGCUGACCGUCAUCACUGCCCGCAACCGAGUCUCUGUUUGGUCUGCGAGGUAUCCCAUUUGUUCCAAGAGUUCUAUUCCGGCAACAAGGCUCCGCUCACGCUUCACAAACUUCUCCACCUGAUUUGGACACAUGUCAGACAUCUGGCAGGUUACGAGCAGCAGGAUGCCCACGAAUUCUUCAUUGCGACAUUGGAUGUUCUCCAUAGACACUGCGAAGCUGCUCCAAUACUGGUUAAAGACAACCCUCAUCACUGCAAAUGUAUCAUCGAUCAGAUAUUUACUGGGUGCCUUCAAAGCGAUGUUGUUUGUCAGGCUUGCAAUGGAGUAUCUACCACAAUAGAUCCAUUUUGGGACAUAUCUUUGGAUCUAACUUCGGCAGCUAGUGCCUCUGGUUCGAAUACGCCUGGGCCACCCACUUCCUUGCUAGAUUGUCUGGAAAAAUUUACGAGAGCCGAGCAUCUAGGUUCGAGUGCAAAGAUCAAAUGUAGCAACUGUGAGACUUAUCAGGAAAGCACAAAGCAAUUGACAAUGAAGCAAUUGCCAAUCGUGGCGAUCUUUCAUCUGAAGCGCUUUGAACAUUUCAUAAUUCAAGAUAAGAUUUUCAAAAAGAAGAUCUCUACAUUUAUCUCGUUCCCGGAACAGCUAGACAUGACGCCAUUUAUGUCGCAUAGACGCAAUGGCAACAACAAUAGCGCUAUGCUGGAUGGCUUGUCGAAGAACGGAGAGGAUAUGAGCUUCAGUGACAAUAGGUACUCUCUGUUUGCCGUAAUAAAUCAUGAAGGUUCUUUAGAGACUGGACAUUAUACCGCUUUCAUCAGGCAACAGAGAGAUCAAUGGUUCAAGUGCAAUGAUCAUUUGAUUACGCGAGCCAAGUUGAAGGAUGUCUUGACCAGUGAAGGAUAUCUACUGUUUUAUCACAAGCAAAUUUUGGAGUAUGGCUAAGAUAAUAAAGUCUGAUAGAGAAAAGAAGAUGUGAAUCAAGUCAUGUAAUUAAUUUAUUUAACAAAGAAUUUAAAAAUCGCUGCUGAAGCUAGACGUCGGUGAUGCUUUAUGUUUACCGGAUAUAAAUUAUUGUCACCGUCGCUUUUUGGUUUCCGCUGGCGCCUUUUGUGUUCGAUGGGGUAUGUCGAUUGACAUUCCUGAUCGACAUCUACAUGAACGUAACGUAAGCGUAGAUAUUAAGAUUAGCUCAAUUUUUUUAAAUCGACCGAUCGCAAUUUUUGUAUAUCGCUGACUGUUGUUAUACUUCUGUCCUCACACACACACACACACACCACACACACACACACACACACACACACACACACACACACACACGAGAGAGAGAGAGAGAGAGAGAGAGAGUGCGCCGGAGAAUGGGCCUCGUGCAUGUUUUCUUUUUAAUUUCUACACUUGCCAGCAGAAUGUUGAUAUCCGAUCUCUGCAAGAGCGCACCAGAGCAAACAUGUGGUAUUGAGUUGCCGUUUAUCAAACCUCAGAUCUAAUCCAAUAUAUUACUAAUUGAUUCACAAGAGCGAGAAAGCGAGAGUUUGUAUGAUUUUAUAUAUUUACGAAUUAGACUCCCGUAAUUGCAAAUAAUUGAUCAGUAUCAUCAGUGCAGAACAAAUGAAUAAAAUAUCGUGCAUAAAAAGACGAAUAAAUCCCUCUUUGGUAUUACGGAAAAUAAAAUUUCACAACUAUGGAAUUCGAUAUUUGUAUUCCAUACGAAACAAUCUAAUAUUUUCCGUGCGUGCUUUAGAACUGUAUACUGAUGUAGUGUGAUAUAUAAUUUAUCUAUAAUACUUGCAAUGGCCAUCCCUAGGCGACUUUGUACAGAUGAAAUAAUUCAUGUUACAACAAAUAUGAAGAUAUUGUCUUAUUUGAGACAAAUUCUUUCACUAGACUUUGUACAAUAAAAAAUCGCUGCUCGACAAACUCUGGCCUGUUCCACUUUUAAAUUCCUUUGUUAUUUUAAAUUAUUGCAAGUGAGCGUGAGACACGUCGCAAUCAAAGUGCCAAAUUCUCGGAAAUGCGACGUCCAAAUUUUAAUUUCCCGAUCCGAUUAUUUAUAACAUAAUAUCCCGCUUGCGAAUUAAAUGGGUUUUUGACUAACGAGUACAGAAUAGAAAUAAAAGAUCCAUCACUGAUACCUUAUAGUAAAUAAGAAACUAAAACUUAUAGUAAAUCUAAUUUUAUUUUAUAUUUUAUCUUUCAAUUAUAAAUUUUUUUAAUCAUUGCGUUCAUACUGUUCUUCUUAUGAAAAAUGCGAAUUGUGCAAAUUUCUGUUCUAUUGUAUGUACAUACGCCUUCAAAUUUUAUUCUGCACUCGUUGGUUUCCAUGUUGUGUUCAUCGAGACAAGCACACUGCGCGUCAAAGUUUAUUCUACCGGCGCCUUUCAUGAAAGUAGAAACUAAAGAACAUGAUCAAUCUAAUGAAUCAGUUGUCGAAAUGUUUAUAUCGAUAGUUAUCUACUCACACUGAACUUGGAACGGGUUUCACGAACAAUAUACAUUCGGAAGAUGAUACUAUGUGCAGUUGUAGCGUUUUAUAUAAUAUAAGGGUAAAAAAGUACAUAUACACAAAAAUAAAAGGUAUAUUUCAUCGAAA